Molecule: messenger RNA, 3540 nt
Organism: Dermatophagoides farinae (American house dust mite)
Lineage: Eukaryota; Metazoa; Arthropoda; Arachnida; Sarcoptiformes; Pyroglyphidae
Source: RefSeq, a predicted model, not a curated record
AAUUCUGUUUGCCACUUUCAAUGAUGUUGUUCGAUGAUUUUUUCAAUACACCAUGGUUUAUCAUAAUGAAAGUUUUGUUUUUAUUAUUUUAUAUGAAUAUCAUUUAUUAUUACACGUGGAUUGUUGUCUUUUAUGUGAAACAUGCAACAUUUAAACGAUUGAAAAUGUUUUACGACGAUUUAUCAUCAUCAUCAUCAUUAUCAUUACGAAUAACCGAUGAUCAAAAUCAAAAUCAAAAACAUCAAAAAUGCAAACGAAAAAAAUUAUUCAAUGAAAUACAAUUGUUGGCUAGAAAUAAUCGCCAUACGAACGAAUUGUUGUCAAUGCCAUUAUCAAUUUUUUUUAUCAGCACAUUUAUCGAUGUUGUUGGAACAUUUUAUUAUUUUCUAGAUAAAAAUGAAUUUUUCAUGUUCAUCUUCUAUUUAAUUGUCAUGUUUCCAUUUUUAAUUUACAUUGUUCAUUUGAAUGAUCAAAAUGAAAUGAUAUUUCAACAAAUUAUUCAAAUAAUUUAUCGGAAAAAUGUGAAAAAUAUGUUCCCCGUCAAUACUGAUAAUUAUCGUUCUACUAAACAUAUUUUAUUGGCAAAAACGAAUUUGAAAAUGAAACAGAAAAAAUUUUUCCUACAACAAAUGCGUAUCAAAGAAUUUUUCGAUGUUUAUGUUGACGAUUUUCAUCUCAAUAUUUAUCAAUUAUUCAGAAUUGAUCAGAAAUUUUUUCUUUUAUAUUUAUUAUCAUUAUUGGCCUAUAUAGUAUUAUCGUUACAAACUUCAGAUGAAUAUUCAUUUUAAUAUAAUUGUUAUUAUUAUUUUUAUGGCAUUACCAACUUUAUAAUUUACAUAUGUCAUUUGAAUAUUCGACCCAUUGAUGAUAAAUCGAUCGAUUGAUAGAAGAAUUUAAACAAUUUGAUAAGAUAUUGUGACCAUUUCCUAUAUACAUGUUAUUUACGAACAAACAAACCAUCGAACGACGACAACGAAAAAAAAAGAAUGGCUAAACCAAAAAAUCAUUUACUUUAUUGGAUAAAAUUUGCAUUUGGAACUAUUGGGUUUCAAAUUCAUCCAAUCGAUUGGAUGGAUUGGAAAAGUAUUUUGCAUUUACUUGUUAAUAUUGCCAUCAAUCUGACAAGUAUUUCAUUCUAUCAAUUUACCGAUUAUUUUAGUCAUCGAAUUAAACCGAAAAAAAUUACACUUAUUGUCUUUUUGCGUGUCCUAUCGUUGACUUAUAUUCCAAUUUUAAUAUUAUGGUUUUCAUUAUAUCUAUCAUACGAAUGUCGACGAUUGAAUCGUUUAAUCAUACAAAAAUCAUUUCAAUUAAUAUAUCAAUAUCGAUUUGAAUCAUUCAAAGUAUUCAUUGCAUUCAUUGGUUCUGUAUCGGCCAUUAUAUUUAUGGUUUAUCUAAUGGAUCAUAUUCCAGAAAUAAUCACAAAAGGAAUUGAAUGGAUUUUUCUAUGUAAAACAUUAUUUAUUUAUCAAUUGAAUAUUCUAUUUUAUUUUCCAUGGUUUCUAUUACAUUAUGUUAAAUAUGCAACAUAUCAACAGAUGAAUCAAAUAUCCAGAUAUUCACGUCAAUGGCGUUACAAGAAUCGAUAUCGAAUUCUUCAAGAAUUUCGUAAUCUUGCCUGUUAUAAUCAAAUGAUUGCACAAAUUCUAUCACCAAUAUUGAUUACAUUUUUCUUUAUAUUUAUCAUCGAUUUAUUGGUCAUAUUUUAUCGAUUAACCACAUGGUUACGUAAUUCAAUCUAUUUGAUUAUGGCAAUCAAAUAUAUUGUUUAUAUUGUUUAUCUUGAUAUACAAAUCGAACGUUUAUUCAAACAAAUUAUAAAUGAUUAUGUGAUAUGUGGUGGAUAUAUCGACAUCAACGACCAAUGUAUGGCAACAAAAUAUCGAACGUUAUCGUUUUUCGAAUGGAAUCGAUACGAAUUAAAGAAUUUUAUUAUGUUUAUCAUGAAGAAUUUUCAUUGAAUCUUUAUCAUCUUUGCCGUAUUGAUGGUGAAUUUAUAUUGGAAUGUUUAUUAUUUGUAUUAAGCUAUAUUGUUAUUAUACAACAGACAAAAGAAAUCGAUGAUGAUUGAUUCGAAUUCGAUUUGAUUGAUUUGAUGGUUUUUUUUGUUUCAUCUACCGUGCUGUUUUUUUUCUGGUUGUCAUCGAAACAAUAAUUGAAAAAAAUGAAAUGAGAAUAAAUUGAAAUGACUUUCGUGCAAUCUAAAAGAACAUUAUUGUUUCAUUUAUGGAAAUGAAAGAUUUGAAAAAAAUGUUCAUUUUAGUGAGAGAUAAUCUCCGAUCAAAGAUAACGAAAUAAUGUUACAAUACAACAAUUAUUUUGUGGACGAAAAUAAUCAAAAAAAUCAUCUGCUUAAAUGGUUUCUUUUAUUAUUUGGGCAAGUAAAAAACAUUGAUUGAUUGAAAGUUUGAUUGAAAUUUUUUCUUUCCAUAAAUUUUAGCAAUACUGGCAUUCAAUUGGAACGGAUCGAUUAUCAUGAUCGAAGAUGUUUAAUUCGAACCGUGGUCAACAUCCUGAUUAAUAUUGUCGUAAAUCUAUAUUAUAGUCUUGUUGCUAUGCCAUUCUGGGAUUAUGAAGCUAUGAAAAAUGCACAAAAAACACCAAAAAGUUUAAACAAUUUCAUGACAUUAUUUGGAAAUUAUUAUCUGGAUGUAUUUCUAUUCAUAAAUCCAAUAUUAUUCUUCACCAUUGGACCAUCUAUUGGCCAUUUAAUGGCAUCGAUACAUUUUAAACGAAUUUAUUGUUGCCAUCAAAAAUCUUUACGAGUAAUGUCCACAAUAGUAUUGAUUAUUGUCCUAUAUUGUUUAGAAUUCACUAUAUUUGCCGGUUCAUUGAAUAUGAAGAAAAAACGUACCCAAUGGACAGUUGUAUUUGAAUUUUUCAUCAAUUAUUAUAUUUGUAUAUCAUUUUUUAUACCCGGUUUCACUUUGAAUUAUGUAAAAUUUGCAACUAUCGAAAUGUUACGUACAACAACUACUACUACUACAAGACGAGAAUGUGAAAAUAUUGAAAAAAUCAUUCGAAAAAUUGGUCAAAUUGCUGAAAUGAACAGGAAAAUAUCGCAUUUUCUAUCACCAAUGAUAACGAUAUUUAUAUGUAGUUCUGUAUUGGAUAUGAUUGUAUUGUUAAUGUGGUUCCAAGAUCUUGGAUGGAGUUUUUUUCACACUUUAUUAGCAUCAUUAUUCACUUGGUUCUAUUUAACAUAUCUUAUUUAUCUGGAUAAUCAAAUUGAAAGAAUAUUUAGUGAAAAAAUAUAUGAAAUGUUAUCAUUGAAAAAUGAUAUAUUCAAAUGUUGUGGCCAGUGUAAACAACGAUUGGAAUAUGAAUAUAUUCAUCAUUGUAAACGGAAUAAUCGUUCAACACCAAAAACGAUUCAAUUAUUUUUUUGUUCCCAUAAACAACGAUUAAUUGAAUGUUAUCGUUUGUAUGAAAAAGAUUUCCAAAUGAAUUUAUUUAAUAUUUGUCGUUUAGAUUAUAAAUUUAUGUUAGAUACAUUAUUAUUUAUUAUAAUUUUUGUUGUCAUUUCACUUCAAACCUAAC